Molecule: messenger RNA, 2017 nt
Organism: Nerophis ophidion (straightnose pipefish)
Lineage: Eukaryota; Metazoa; Chordata; Actinopteri; Syngnathiformes; Syngnathidae
Gene: tmem86b
Product: transmembrane protein 86B
Exons: 4
Coding region: 1057-1794 (245 amino acids)
Cellular component (GO): membrane
Source: RefSeq, a predicted model, not a curated record
CUCUCAAUUACCUGUACCGGUACUGGAUUGUUGCCUACGGGUCAACCCUCACAGUUGGGCAUUAGAAUCCUCUUAUUUUUCGAAUGUGCAGGUCUACCUCGCGACGAGCCUAAUAAUGACAUUUGAGCAUUUCGAUUCUUUUCUCGCUGACAUUUUGAAAACUUACCAAGUAGACUGCUCCAAAAGGAGUUGUAUGUUGCACUACCGGUUACAGCACCAAGUCGGGCUGGAUUCCUCCUCACUGUGCGCACAGAGAAGCCGUCCGGGCCCGUCACUUCCACUUCCACCACAUGAUAGUCGCUCAACCUGCCGGGCGAGAAGAACCAGAGCAUCGGAUUCCCAGGUCAAAGGUUGCAAACGAGGAGACUCACGCCGUGUCGGACACGAUUUCCCCUCGGACGCCGUCGAAGCCCAGGUUCCCAGCAGCCACCGCCGCCGCCGCCAUGGUGUUGACGUUGUUGGGCGCCAGGGGGCACAGUUGGGCUACCGAGCCACUGAACAAAACCCGCCUGCCCUCGCCUUCGGUCCACUCAGGCCGGACGUCUCCUGCCAGCCGGAAGCAGGACGGAUGUUUGGACAUUCUUACAAACAAAUCCUGCGGACAGAAGGAUGGCGUGAAGGACUUGGUGGUGACAUUUGCUCAAUGGCCUAAGUCCUUACGGACGCCCUAAAACCAUGCCAAGCAAGGGCAAGUCCACUUUCACCUUUAGGGCCUGGCUGUCGUUCAGCCUCUGGAUGUCCUGACCGGCCCACAACGCACCACUGGGGACGUAGAGCGUCCUCCCAGAUUGCUGAGCCGCCUGCCGCAGUUUCUCAUUCAGCUGAUGAUCGGCGAGGGCUGAGGGAGAACCCACCUGCAGGACCCACAGGCUGCUGUCCCUCCAGAGGUGAAAGGUCGUCCUUGAUAGGAGCGGGCGGGCUUGCUUGCUGAUCAGAGGUCAGUCAGACAAGGAGUGGAAGUCAAGUUGGGAGGAGCAGACAUUUGCUUGCUUGCUGAUCAGAGGUCAGUCAGACAAGUUGGGAGGAGCAGACAUUUGUCUCAGAGCGCUGAAGAAGAUGGACAUCCUGGAGACGGAGGCGUACUACCGGCGUCAGAGGAGGAAGAUGUCCUGUGCUGUGCUCCUCUCCUUCUGUCCUUUCCUCUUGGCCUGCGCCGCCUUCUUCUACUUGUCCACGCCGCGCUCGCCGCCCUCCGUCCUGAUGGCCACUGCCAAGUCGGCGCCGGCGCUCCUGCUGGCCGCCGCCGUGCUGACUUGGAACGGCCGUGCAAGCGUGGCGGGAGGACUCAUCUUCUCCGCCGGGGGGGACUUCUGCCUGGUGUGGCCACACCUCUUCCUGCACGGAAUGGUCGCCUUCGCCGUGGCUCAUCUGCUCUACUCGCUGACCUUCCUCUCAUCCCGUUAUGAGAAACACUCCUCUUCCUCAUGCAUGUUCCUCAUCUAUCUGCUCCUGCUGGCCACCGGAGCAGCUUUCUUCAUCCACCUCUACCCAUUUCUGCAAAAGGACGCAAAUCCAGGUGUCCUAGUUCCAGGCGUGGGGGUCUACGUGGUCCUCAUCACCCUGAUGGGCAUACUAGCCGUCAGAACACGCCAUCCUAUCACCGUGUUGGGGAGUCUGUCCUUCAUAGUGUCGGACAUGUCCUUGGCUCUGCUACAGUUCAAGGUCAUACCGCCUGUGGAGGACGGCCACACGGUUGUCAUGGUGACAUAUUACUUAGCACAGCUGCUCAUUGGCGUGGGGGAUGUGAUGGCUGUAGAACAAGAGGAUGACUUUGCAAAAUGGAAGAGGUCCUAAGCAGGAAGUUUGCACGGUCGAGACUAACAAACUACUGCAGGACCGCUUGAAAAAAAGUUAUUUGUUUGUAUUUCUUGGAAAAAAGAUGACUGAUGAGUUAUUUUGGAAUGGUUGUGUUCUGUGAGUGACUUAUUGUGACAUCCAGACAGUAUUUGUGUGAACUGAUCAUGUGUGGAACACCACUCCUGCUGUCUUCGUGAGCAAUAAAAGCACAUUUACCAUA